Molecule: messenger RNA, 1526 nt
Organism: Benincasa hispida (wax gourd)
Lineage: Eukaryota; Viridiplantae; Streptophyta; Magnoliopsida; Cucurbitales; Cucurbitaceae
Biological process (GO): plant organ development
Molecular function (GO): DNA-binding transcription factor activity; DNA binding
Source: RefSeq, a predicted model, not a curated record
UCGUCACGUCGUUUUACAAUCACUACUCCCAAAAACCCACAAUACCAAAAAAACCCAACCCCCUCUCCCCAGAAUUCCACGCCCCUUUCUUCCUUUUCUUUUCUUCAUCUUCUUCUUCCCUUCUCUCCACGCUUUCCCUUUCCAUUUCAUUAUAUCUUACAUUCCAUAACACUUAACCAUGUGGAUGAUGGGUUACAAUGACGCUCCAGAUCAUUUUAACUUUCCUUCUGAUAACUCUUUCAAUUCUCGCAAACUUAGACCUCUCGUUCCUCGCCCUCUCCAUUCUUCUUCUUCUUCUUCUUCUUCCUCCAUUAAUACUAAUCCUCCCUUCAAUCUCAUCCACACAAACGAUUUCUUCUCCCAAUUUCAUCACAUGGCGACAGUAACUGAUCAGAAUAAGAGAGAGUUGAACAAUGUGACGCCGUCGCCGCCUGUGGUAGUGAGCUCGCGGUGGAAUCCGACGCCUGAGCAGUUGAGAGUGCUGGAGGAAUUGUAUCGGCGGGGGACUCGAACCCCGUCCGCUGAUCAAAUUCAACAUAUCACUGCUCAGCUUCGUCGUUACGGUAAGAUUGAAGGUAAGAAUGUGUUCUAUUGGUUUCAAAAUCAUAAAGCUAGAGAGCGACAGAAACGCCGUCGCCAGAUGGAAUCCGCCAUCUCUGCCGCUGACCUCGAUAUCCUUGAAAGGAAAGAUUCAGGGUCGGGCAGGACAGUGUAUGAAGAACAGACCAAAAACUGGAUGCCCUCUACAAACUGCAGUACACUUCCUGAGGAAUCUGUUCCAAUUCAAGGGGCAGCAAAAAGUAGUGUAAUGGGAGAAGGAGAUUGCAGGACAGAAAACGAAUGGAUUCAGUUUGAGGAAUUGCACCAAAUAAGAAAUAACAACACCACCAACAACGACAACUUUGCUGAAAAGAAUAGCAAUAACAUCAACAACAACAAUAACAACAAUCCAGCCUCCUUGCAAUUGAUGCAUUGUCCGGCAGCCGCUCUCCGCAAUGGCAGCGGUGGUGGUGGAGGCGGUGGCCAACUGAUGAUGAACAUUGCCCCCAUCACCACCACAGCCACAGUGACAACAAUAAUGCAUCCAAAAUCUCAUAGAAGAAGUAAUUUUAAUACUGUUGGGGUUGAAGAAUCGGAAGAAAUAGGAGGAGAAGAAGAAGAAGGGUGUGGAGAAUCUGAAACCCUACAACUUUUUCCAUUAUGCAGUGAGACAAGAAAUGGAGAGAUUAUUGGAGUCAAAAAUGGGUGUGAAACAGUGGAAAAUUCAAGCAUGAAUAGUACUAAUCUGACUCCACUUCAGUUCUUUGAAUUCCUUCCUUUGAAGAAUUGAACCUUUUUUUUAUUUUAGCUGCUUCACAUCUAGGGUUAAUUACAUUAGAGUGUUUAAAGUAAAGUUCUUGUAGUUACUAUAUAGAUUCUUGGUUUCUUUAAUUCCCUCCCAACUUUUCUAUUUACGUACGUAAAAGUUGAUGGGGUUUGUGUUUUAAGAUGUUUUAUGGAUGGAUAUUGGACAACACUUUCAUUCA